Molecule: messenger RNA, 1013 nt
Organism: Xiphophorus hellerii (green swordtail)
Lineage: Eukaryota; Metazoa; Chordata; Actinopteri; Cyprinodontiformes; Poeciliidae
Product: histone H2B 1/2-like
Exons: 1
Coding region: 103-477 (124 amino acids)
Cellular component (GO): nucleosome
Molecular function (GO): protein heterodimerization activity; structural constituent of chromatin; DNA binding
Source: RefSeq, a predicted model, not a curated record
AUCACAGUCAGUGGGCGGGGCUGGAGGAUUUCCUGUCACUCUAUAUAAGAGCAGGUUCCCUCCGCUGCUGCUCACUCUGUGCUGUAAACUCAGAGAGAAAAAAUGCCCGAACCCGCCAAGUCUGCGCCCAAGAAGGGCUCCAAGAAAGCGGUCACCAAAACCGCCGGCAAAGGAGGCAAGAAGAAGAGAAGGACCAGGAAGGAGAGCUACGCCAUCUACGUGUACAAGGUGCUGAAGCAGGUCCAUCCCGACACCGGCAUCUCCUCCAAGGCCAUGAGCAUCAUGAACUCCUUCGUCAACGACAUCUUUGAGCGCAUCGCCUCCGAGGCUUCCCGUCUGGCUCACUACAACAAGCGCUCCACCAUCAGCUCCAGGGAGAUCCAGACCGCCGUGCGCCUCCUGCUGCCCGGUGAGCUGGCCAAGCACGCCGUGUCUGAGGGAACCAAGGCGGUCACCAAGUACACCAGCUCCAAGUAAACCAGCUGCUGCUGCUGCUGCUGCUGCUGCUCGGUCACAACAACACAAAGGCUCUUUUAAGAGCCACAAACACACUGAAGAGCAACGAUCCUCUGCUGAAUGUGUCCAGUUUUUAAUACUGAACUGAUUUUAGUUUUAGGUUAUAAAGUAACAAGCUAACUUAUUCUAAUGUGGGAAAGUUAAAAUGAGCUUCAUUUGGAUAUAUUUUAGAAAUAUGACCUUAGUGACCCAAUCAUGUGCCACUAAUGCUGUAUGAUUUUUUUUUUCUUUUAAAUCUUGGUGUCAAUAUUGUAGAAAAAUGCCUUAAGGCUCAAUGCAUGCUGAUCAGUUUGCUCCAGUUCUACUUUUUAUUUUCAUUAUUCCAUCCAAAAAUUGACUAAUUUGUCUUUUAAACAAUUUCUGGAUUUAAAUAAAUCUUAAUAUCUCAACAUUUAAAACAGUCUGAUUGACCCUGUAGUUGUAAUUUUUGUCAAUUCCAAACAGAAAUUGAACUGUAGUUUCUGUACAUUAAUAUAAAUUCCUGAGUAUUUGCUGAA